Physeter macrocephalus (sperm whale) is the source of this 2769-nucleotide messenger RNA. RefSeq names its product PGAM family member 5, mitochondrial serine/threonine protein phosphatase (gene PGAM5). Gene Ontology annotation, cellular component: mitochondrion. Gene Ontology annotation, biological process: positive regulation of mitochondrial fission; peptidyl-threonine dephosphorylation. The record is from RefSeq and is a predicted model, not a curated record. Lineage: Eukaryota; Metazoa; Chordata; Mammalia; Artiodactyla; Physeteridae. The transcript is spliced from 6 exons. Gene Ontology annotation, molecular function: protein serine/threonine phosphatase activity. Bases 1201 to 2049 code for a protein of 282 amino acids.
GUGGUCGUUUUCGGUCCUAGACGGAGGACUUGGACCUUUGUAGGGUUCUUGUCCUUGUUUCCGUCUCCCAACUUACGAAUCCUCAGAUUGGGUGACGGCACGUUGGUCCCAUAUUUGCGAUACAGCUGAGACGGCGAGGUGGAGAUGGGCCCUGGAAGGGGCUUCCGCGGGGCGGUCUCGCGGGGACAGGACCAGUAGCCAUCUUGAGUAGGAACGUGAGGUCCAGGGGUCCCGGUCCCACCUGGCCGCGCGCAGUGUUCUUAUUGAGCCCUUGGAGUGUGGCUCCUGUGAUCAGGAAGCAAUUCUUAGUCUUACUUAACGUUAAUUAAUUUAAAUUUAAAAACCAGAGCAGUGCAGAUCUUAAAAUACUGCAUUGAAACGAUAGUAUUUUUGGUAUGCUGGAGUAAAUAAAGUGAGUUACUGAAAUUUCACCUGUUUCUUCCUGCUUUGUAAAUGUGGCCACUUGGAAAUUUUAAAUUACGUAUGUUGCCGGUGUUCUGUUUCUAUUGGACGGCCCUGCUCUGGGUUGUGGGAUGGUUUACCCAGUCCCAGCUCUUUACUCCUUGACACUCGUGAGUGUGGGGCACAGAUCCAAUAUUUAUUGCUGGCCUAGUUGUAUCAGGAACUUCAUAAGUAUUCUUUUUAACAUUUAAUUUUUAAAAGGUAAACUUAUCUUAGAAUCGUCUUGUAUUUACAGAAAAAUUGCAAAAGAUGAUAGAGUUCUUGUAUACUCCACACCUAAUUCUCUCUGUUGUUAACACCUCACAUUAAUAUGGGACACUUGUCACAAUCAGUGAACCAGUAUAGAUAUGAUAUGAUUAACUGACGUCCGUACUGUAUUGAGAUUUCCUCAGUUUUUACAUGUUGUCCGUUGUGUCUUCCCGGAUCCCACAGGACAGUCAGGCUUUGACAGUUUCUCAGACUUGACUUGUUUUGAUGACCUUGACAGUUCUGAGGAGGGCUGAUCAGGGAUUUUGUAGAAUGUUCCUCAAUUGGGAUUUGUCUGUUUUUCCCACGAUUAGACUGGGGCCAUAUUCUCUUUUUCAAACAUCAAUACAAUCUUGUGAAUUUCUUGGGCCUUUUUAAGGAAACAGAGUCACUCUGAGGUUAAAGGACUGACUUGAGGUAGAGCCGGACUCCAGCCUUGUUUGAGGCCAACAUGCUGUAUUUCUGGGGGGGGCGGUGAGGGGGGUGGUGUCCAUGCUAGAAAGUUCCUGGGCCUCAUCCAGUGAAAUCUCCAGCCUCUUUCUGAGGAGCCAGGCUUCCUGCAUCUGUGCCUGUAGGUUCCAGAUGUCUUCUCUGGCUCAGCCCCAGCUCCCACGUGACUGCCAGUGUGGCGUCUCGGCCUGGCCAUGUUACAGGCACCCCAGGAGAGAACCUCUGUCCCUGGUCAACCUGCGGAAGAGGAACCUGGAGCCCGGAGAAGAAGAGCUGGCGUCCAGGCUGGACCACUACAAGGCCAAGGCCACACGGCACAUCUUCCUCAUCAGGCAUUCGCAGUACCACGUGGACGCCUCCCUGGAGAAGGACCGCACGCUGACGCCCCUGGGUCGUGAGCAGGCUGAACUAACCGGUCUCCGACUUGCAAGCUUGGGGUUGAAGUUUAAUAAAAUCGUCCAUUCCUCCAUGACCCGUGCAAUAGAAACCACUGACAUCAUCAGCAAACACCUGCCAGGCGUCUGCAAGGUCAGCACAGACCUGCUGAGGGAAGGCGCCCCCAUCGAGCCUGACCCCCCCGUGUCUCACUGGAAGCCGGAGGCUGUGCAGUAUUACGAGGACGGGGCGCGGAUCGAGGCCGCCUUCCGGAACUACAUCCACCGGGCGGACGCCAAGCAGCAGGAGGACAGCUACGAGAUCUUUAUCUGCCAUGCCAACGUCAUCCGCUACAUCGUGUGCAGGGCGCUGCAGUUCCCUCCAGAAGGCUGGCUCCGCCUUUCCCUCAACAACGGCAGCAUUACCCACCUGGUAGUCCGGCCAGAUGGCCGAGUGGCUCUCAGGACCCUCGGGGACACGGGGUUCAUGCCUCCUGACAAGAUCUCCCGCUCCUGAGGGCCGCCUCGAGGCCCCGCUCUCCUCCUCAGCCCCCUGCCGGCCUGGUGUGGGUGCCACCGAGACCGCGGGCUCCUCCCCUGCUCCCCCACUGGGGCCGGCCCCUCAGGGCUCCAGGGCUCCAGGGCACGGCAGCCAGAGAGAAGGCUCCACGAUGCUCGGCGCUGCAGCGCUGAGCUGCUGGCCCAGGAUGGAGAAGGGAAGCACUCAGGUCAGAUCAGCUUCGUCUCGCAGUGUCUCUGCCUCACUCUCGUCCACCAGGAUGAGCCUGUGGGGUCUUAGCAGGCCUGUUUCAGGGACUGGACGAGGCCCCCAGAUGCCGUCCCCGCAGGGACCGCGGCAGACACCGCAGCGAGCCGUCCGUCAGCAGAGCCCGUCAGGCAGGAGGCGGAGGGCGCCAGUGCUUCUUCCAUUCGGAACUUAACUUCGCUGCUUACACUCUUUUCAUUUCCUAGAACUCUUUGUCACUUAAGUUUUUAUCGAUUGAAGAUUUUCCUCAUCUGGUUCUUGCUUUGAAAACCCAUUUCUCACUCCCGAGUCACACAGCCCUGACGCUGUUGGAUCUGAACUCACGUGUGUUGCUAGGCCUUUCCGGACACAGAGGAGGGGCACCUUGGCAGGUGAGGGAGGUGACUCGACCUGCUGGUCUCGUGGGAGUGGCCGGGCAGUGACGGGCCCGGGAGGGGCCCUGUUUCAAUAAAGUGUCUGGCUGACAGUUCA